AUGAGACUGCCGCCCGUUUGGAGGCUCGCGUUAUACGCGACUGUGGUAACAUUUAUGAGUGCGUAUUACGAUUCAUGGAGUUCUACAACUACUAUGUUGGUGAGAUUCGGAGUAUACCGGGAUGUUUGUCCAGAAUCCACCUUCCCUCCCGAAUCUCCGGAGACACCGCAAUGCGAGGAACAGCUACAAAAGAUCAGUGCGCUAUUGAGUGUGUUCAGGAUAUCUGAGUUUGUAACGAGCAUCGGUGUUGGUGUGCUAAUGGACGUUGUGGGACCUAAGGCCUGUAUUUCAUUAGGUAUUCUCAUGCGUAUCAUCUCAUGGUUGUUACUGGUAUAUUUCACUAAUCACAACUGGGUUAUGAUUUUAUCAUGUGUGCUUUGUGGUAUAUCUGUUAAUGCCAUUGUUUUCCCCGUCUACACGAUAGCGCGUUACUGGCCAGCCUACCAGGAUAUGGCUAUGUGCGUGAUAUCGGCUUGUCUCUCUGCUGGAUGUUUCUACGUGCCUAUUGUAAACGCUAUAUUAUAUGUGAUGCCUCAUGCUGAUAUGCCAACAUUUGUAUGGAUCAAACUGUUGAUAACUCAUUUCCCUUGGUUCAUAGCCUCGUUAGUAGUCUUCCCGAACAACGUAGCCAAGGACGUGGAGUUGAACUUGAAAGUGAAAAAGUCUGAAAGUAAUGACUCCGUGAUUGUGGAUGCCGCUGAUGUAGUUUCCCCUUGGAACUUCAAGUCGUUCAUCAAGUACGUCAUCCAUCCCGAGGUGUUAGUGACCACUUGUGUGUUCAUCCUGAACUGUGUUUCCUUCACUUUUUCUCAAGAGGCCUUCACCCAGGUAUAUAUUGGAAACUCAACGGCUGAGUAUUUCAAUGGCGUAAUGGUCCCACUUUCUUUCCUCUUUUCGCUCUUGUUCAUGUUUGUGAUUAAUCAUCACGGUGUGGUUGUUGUAAUGUUGGGUAUCAACGUCGUGUCUAUGUUAGCUCACGUUUUCUUAUUGAGCUCUGCUACCAUUGCAGCCGUUUUCACGAGCAUCUGCAUAUCCAUAGCCUUCAGUGGUUUCAUAACGUAUUUCUUCAUUUUGCUUGAGCACAUUGUGGAGAUCACGUAUUCCGGGAGCAUUAAAGGUUUCCUUACUACUGUGGCUGGUAUUUCUUUGGCUAUGAAUCCUUUGAUGAACUACCUGAUCACACGCCACAACUCUAUGGCUGGCUGGCAGACUGCCUUCAUCGUCAUGCGUGCCAUGAUGGUAUUCCCUAUGUUAUGGCUUCUGAAGCGCGAAACCGAGCGUAGGAACAGCAAGUCAAAACACAAAGAGGUAGAGAUAGUACGUGUGAGUGCAGAUGCUUCAAGAAGGGAAUCUACCGCCUCGCAACAGAUGGAAGACACCGUCUCCACGGUGUCAGAAGAGACUGCCGUUCCUGUGCCCACAUCGGAAGAGGCAUCGGAGGUAACUACGGUGUGA
This is a messenger RNA of Babesia sp. Xinjiang, 1455 nucleotides long. RefSeq lists its product as uncharacterized. Gene Ontology annotation, molecular function: transmembrane transporter activity. The record is from RefSeq and is a predicted model, not a curated record. Lineage: Eukaryota; Apicomplexa; Aconoidasida; Piroplasmida; Babesiidae. The transcript has a single exon. Bases 1 to 1455 code for a protein of 484 amino acids. Gene Ontology annotation, biological process: transmembrane transport.